Messenger RNA from Hyalella azteca, 2028 nucleotides. RefSeq names its product geranylgeranyl pyrophosphate synthase (gene qm). Gene Ontology annotation, biological process: isoprenoid biosynthetic process. Bases 475 to 1479 code for a protein of 334 amino acids. The record is from RefSeq and is a predicted model, not a curated record. NCBI's taxonomy places the organism in Eukaryota, Metazoa, Arthropoda, Malacostraca, Amphipoda, Hyalellidae. The transcript is spliced from 7 exons. Gene Ontology annotation, molecular function: prenyltransferase activity.
AUUUUUUUAAUGAUUACACAUUAGGCAUGGAGAUACAAGCAAGCUAGACUCAGUUGGUGUAAUUCAUUGCUGUGUGCAUUGUGCUGAUAAGUGUCAGUAUAAACUUAAUGAGAUUCCAAGAUUUCUGAUAAUUCUCUAAACUAAGAUAUGUCUUUGCAGAAGUUGAAAGCCAUUUUUAAAUUAUGGUAAUUAUUUCCUAGUAUAUUGGAAGCCAUUGGAAAUAUGUAAUUUGGAAAUUAAUUCUACAGCAGUCUUGUGGUAUAAUUUUCCAAUACAAUGUUGACUUCUUAUGCUUACACAUUUGCUUGGCAGCUUCCUUGUCAAAUUAUUUUUUUAGCUUAUUUACUCCAUGUUAGAUUCAAAUGGUUGUUUUAUACUUAUAUUUUUCAUGAUUUUUAUUAUUUGUUUGUUUAUCUGCAUAGGUGUGGGUAUUUUAUUGACAUCUCUGUUUAGUUAAUAGUAUAUAUUCUAGGGAUGACUGAUAAAAGCCCAAGUCCCAAUACUGAAUGUCAUAGCUCCAGCAGUGGGAAUGAUUCUACUGCAGAUGAAUUCACUGGGGCAUAUUCUGUCUCAAAUAUGGAGAGCUUCAGCAGAGAACAUGAAGAGACGUUGCUGCAGCCCUUCAGAUAUAUUCUUCAAGUUCCUGGAAAGAUGAUCAGGAGUAAGUUGGCACUGGCAUUCAAUUUCUGGCUCAAAAUUCCUCAAGAGAAGCUAACGGCCAUCUCUGAAAUCAUCCUUCUUCUUCACAAUGCUAGUUUGUUAAUUGAUGACAUAGAAGAUGGAAGUACAUUGAGACGUGGCAUCCCUGUGGCCCACAGCAUCUAUGGCAUUGGCUCAACCAUCAACUCAGCAAACUAUGUUUAUUUUUUAGGACUUCAGAAGACUCUUGCUUUAGAACAUCCCCAGGCUGUGAAUGUUUUCUGUGAACAACUCCUAGAGCUUCAUCGAGGUCAAGGCUUGGACAUCCACUGGAGAGACUCGUUUGCAUGCCCCACUGAAGAGCAGUACAAACAGAUGACCAUUUGUAAGACUGGAGGCUUGUUUGGUCUUGCUAUACGCCUCAUGCAGCUGUUCAGCGACUGUGACGCAAGCUUCUCCAAACUAAUGGACAUUCUUGGGCUCUACUUCCAAAUCAGAGAUGACUAUGCUAAUCUCUGCACGCAAGAGUACUGUGACAGCAAAGGUUACUGCGACGACUUGACAGAAGGCAAGUUUAGCUUUCCCAUAAUUCACGCCAUCCACAGCCGCCCCAAGUGCCAACAAAUAAUCAACAUCAUCCGGCAGCGGCCUAAGGACGUGGAGGUGAAGAAGUACUGCGUAUCACUGCUACAGAAGUACGGGUCACUGGCCUACACGCGCGACAUGUUGCAGCAGCUCGACUCCCAGGCUAGGGAGGAGGUCAAAAAACUUGGCGAUAAUCCAAUGCUCGUGGAAAUUUUAGACACUUUACAAUCUUCAUUGAAUUCAUCACCCUUGUAAAGCCUUCAAAUUUUAGACACUUUACAAUCUUCAUUGAAUUCAUCACCGUUGUAAAGCCUUCAGCACAAUUUUAGAGCAAGCUUCAUAGGGCUAAUGUUUUAGUUGUUUUAUCAUGUGUUUAUGUAACUUGAUUUUCAUCUUCUAUUUAAUUCUUUUAAUUUGUCAAUGGUGAUUUUAUGUUCGGCUAUUCAAGGAACUUAACAAUUUUAAUGGUUACAAUGCAAUUUCUUGACAGCUGAUGAGCUUCAACAAAACGUCUGGAAUUGUUAUUGUUUCAGGAUUGGUCUCCGACUCAUAAGAAAAUUUUUUGUGUUGUUAUUGUGGUCCAACAAUUUGCAUGUUGAAGUAUUAUUAAGACUAUUACAAAAACACAGAAAGUUUAAGAAGCCAAGUCAAGUUUAAGAAGUCAUUAUGUUAUUUAAAUAUGUAUAACCUCGUACCUGCCUGUAAUGUGCACUUGAUACUUAUUCUGUAUAGUUUGCCAAUUGCUAUGCAAUUAUUUAUUCCAUCUAAUGAAGUGGAGACCCAGAUAACAGUGUUGAAUAUCUA